Molecule: messenger RNA, 4580 nt
Organism: Pieris brassicae (large cabbage white)
Lineage: Eukaryota; Metazoa; Arthropoda; Insecta; Lepidoptera; Pieridae
Gene: Strump
Product: WASH complex subunit 5
Exons: 11
Coding region: 181-3531 (1116 amino acids)
Biological process (GO): endosome organization; regulation of actin nucleation; actin filament polymerization
Cellular component (GO): WASH complex; endosome
Source: RefSeq, a predicted model, not a curated record
AAUAGUGUCAACUUGUUUAAUCAACAAUGUUCUCUGUUUACAAAUUGUAAAAUGUAAUUAAUAAAGUUACAUGUUUUCCCUUGGCUUUUUGGUAGUCAUCAUAAUUAGUGAAAUUUAAACAUUCAAAGAUUGUAUUAUUUGAUUUUAAAAAGAUUCUCAAUUUUUGGACAAUUAUUAAAAAUGAGGGUCUUCUUAGCGGAAGAUAAUCUUUGUGCCCAAAACCUCUUAAGAAUAGUAGCUCACGGCAAUGCUAUUUUGGCAGAGAUAUUAAGACUUAAAGAUCAUAUUCCGAUUAUGUAUAUGUUGGAAACUAAAGAAAUUCAGCAGAGAUAUCAAGAUGUUAUUAUGGAUUUUAGUUAUUUCAAACUAUCUGAUACAUUAGAAAUGAAAAUUUCCUCAAAUAUUAAAUUGCAAGAUUUAGAUGAAGACUUAAAAGAACAAUACCUUGAACUUAUUACAAGAUUUUACUUAUUAUUUGAAAACAUUUAUACAUUUAUAAUGGAUUUAAAUACUUUUGUGGAACAGUUACGUGAUAGUGCUUUCAUUCAGCAAUCAAUGGAUACUAUUUUGAGAGAUGUUGAAGGAAAGCAACUAUUGUGUGAAUCUUUGUACCUUUAUGGUGCAAUGUUGUUAUUAUGUGAUUUAUACAUACCUGGUGCUGUUAGAGAGAGAUUAUUAGUAGCAUUUUAUCGGUAUAGUACUAAUCAAUCACAGUCUAAUGUAGAUGAUGUUUGCAAGCUAUUGAGAGAUACAGGCUAUAAUCAAUUACAUGGCAAGAGGCCCUCUGAGUAUCCUGUGGAGUAUUUCAGUCGAGUACCAGUCCAUCCAGACUUUAUCGAGAAAGUUGUGGGGAAGUUGAGGUCAGAGGAUAUUUAUAACCAGCUUGCAGUUUACACAAUUCCUGAACACCAGGCAUCUGCGCUGGCCCCUCAGGCUUCCAUGUUGGUAGUUUGUCUAUUUUUUGCACCACACUACCUGCAUGUGGAUACCACUAAAAUGAGAGAAAUUGUUGAUAAGUUUUUCCCAAGCAAUUGGAUUGUCCCUAUCUAUAUGGGAGUAACAAUAAAUGUUUUUGACUACUGGGAUAAUUUUAAGGCUGCUAAAGCUAGUCUUAGCAAUACUUGCAAUAAUAAAACCAUUAAAGAAUUAUUUUCAAAGAGAGGUAGUUCUGUGCCAUUGCUCAUAACUAAAACUCAACAACUCCUUAAAGAGGGAACAUUAACUGAUGAUUUUGUCCUGGACAACACAAGCAAAAUUUUAAAUGUAAUACUUAAUUCUAACCAUGUUUUACGUCUUCUAUUGUUACAUACCACAGAUGUUAUAUUUUUUGAUAACAAUAGAAAGAGUAAACAAAUGCGAGAAUUAGUCAUAAAAGAAACAAAUUAUGACCCUUCGCAAUUGUUAGAAUUGCUUAUAAGAACUGCAGAAUUGGAGUUAAAAGUAAGAGAGUUCUUAAAGAAGUUACUUGACACAAGAAAUGAAAGCUGGAACAUAAACAAAAAUAUUGCACUAGAAUCAUUAAAUAACUUGUCAGAACUUUUUACGGGCAACAAAUCAUAUACAAAAGUUGCUGAAAAUGAACAAUUAAAGUUAUGGUUUGAUAAUAUUGCUAAACAACUUUCAUCAAUAAGUGACAACAUAACUUCAAAAUCCAUUAAAAAGGUAACCAAAUUAAUUCAAGCCUUAGAUGAAGUGGAGGAAUUUCAUGGUAUAAAGACUACUCCUACAGUAGUUCAGUUACUAAAUGAAACUAAAGAUGCUCUAAAAAAUAUUCUAAGAGUUUCAGCGUUAAAAGAAGAUUCUUUAGUCACUUUAGAGACAGUAGCAGAUUUUAGCUAUGCUUGGUGUACUAUUGAUCUAUAUACAAAACAUAUGCAAAGUCGUAUUAAAGAAAAUCCAGCAGUGACCAGUCGAUUACGAGCAUUGUUUUUAAAAUUAGCUAGUGCUAUGGAGAUACCUCUUCUACGAAUUAACCAAGCAGCAAGUGAAGACUUGGUCUCUGUCUCUCAAUAUUACAGCAAUGAACUGAUCAAAUACAUUCAGAAAGUUUUACAGAUUAUCCCAGAAAUGGUUUUCAGUUUAGUUGAAAAAAUAAUUGAGUUGCAAACAUGGUCAAUUAAGGAAGUGCCAACAAGAAUUGAUAAGGAUAAAUUAAGGGAUUAUGCACAGCUUGAUCAUAGAAUGGAAGUAGCUAGACUGACCCAUUCUGCUUCAACUUUUACCAGUGGUAUUUUGGAUAUGAGAUCAACAUUGGUAGGGGUAAUUCGAGUAGACCCUGCAGAAUUACUAGAAGAUGGUUUACUACGAGAGUUAGACAGGCAUGUUAGAAGAAAGUUUGUUGAAUAUCUCGAACCACAAGUUAAAAAGCCUAAUAAUUUAGUCUCAAGGCUUCAAAAACUGGCAGAGAGUAUGGAAGGUUACAAAAGGUCUUUGGAAUACAUCCAGGAUUACAUAAAUAUGCAUGGUUUAAGGAUAUGGCAAAAACAGGUUUCCACUCUUAUCAAUGAGAAUGUCGUAAAAGAGAUAAGUGCUCGAAAGGGAGUGGCACUGCAUGGUCCAUCAGCAGGAUUUAUGGGGAGUCUUGCUAAGCAAAUUGUACAACAAACUGAUGCCAGAUUGUGUACAUAUAUAAAUAUAUGUGCAGCAUGGUUUGACGUCAAGACCUAUACUGAAGUUAUAAAUAAUAAAACAUUUUCGAAACUAAAUGACGCGAUAGGAGUAGUAGGUCUACAUGGUUUGGAUACAUUAUAUGGUUACAUGAUAAAAAAUCAACUUCAACAUAUUCAACAUAUACUCCGAACAAGUCAAGAUAAAAUUUUAAUUAGUGAUAAAAAUAUAGAUCUGAAGGAAAUAGAGCAAACUAUUGUGAAAAAUCAAAAGCAUAUACUACAACUAGCGGAUAUACUACUUGCAGUAGGUGCACUGCAAUUGCUAAGAAAGCACAUCGCUUACCAGUUGAAUACAACCUGUAAAUUUGAUUCAGCUCAUUUAGAAGCUUCACUUAGAACAAUGAAUGAAUGCUUGAUACACGAAAUUAAAACGUCUCGAGAUCCUCAAGUGAAUUGUAAUUCACUGAUACAGGAGUUGGAAGAGUAUUUAGUAAGGUGUGGACUUACAGAUCCUUACAAGAAGGUAUAUUUAAAAAGCCCACCUGAAUUUAACAACAUAGAUUUGGGACAGCUGUUAGCUAUAAUUGUCAUAGCACAGCUACCUAGACUACAUUUAUGUGCAACCACAGGUGAUUUAAUAACUAAAAAACACGGAGAAAAUAUAGAUGGAUAUCCAUUGCUGAUUGGUACAUACACUCUGCUAAGGCAAUCCAAAUUAGAAAAUGUAGAUGUCUUUGUCAACUUUUUGUGUAAAUAUGUGAAAGUGUUGACUCUCAACAAGAUUAAGUCAGCAGAGUCUACUAGUGAAGGUUUAAUGUUAACGAGACUUUUACAAAUCUUAUGUGAAGCCUUUGGAUAUCCUUUUGCAAAAUUAGAAGAUGAUCUGCCCCUAGGUCUCAUUAAUUAUUCAGGGCAAAAAUAAUUGUUAUUGUUUUUAUAUCACAUAUAUUAUUAUUCAUUCAUACAUAUAAAGAUCUAAAUAUUUAAAUGAUUUUUUUAUUACACUUUAUAAAGCUGGAUUUACUUCGUUUCAUUCAUCCAUUCAUUCAUGUCUCGCCUAUUAUUUCGCAGUGAGGAGGGGGAUGGUAUUUUGGGUUUCGUAAAUAGAGUCCAAAAGGUGAGUAAAGGAAAAAUCAGGCUAUUCCAGUCUUAACAUUCGAAAUAAUUAUCAACGGCAUCUAGUUACUGUUUAAGCGGCCCGUUCGUAACAGUGACUUGGCGCUUUUGGGUCAAGAACUAGUGGCAAUGGUAGUCCUGGUGAGGUGGAAGUUUGUGGACGCCAUACUUGAAUAUAGUCGCCGUUUGGACCCUUAUCUCUGAUUUUUAAGGCGUAUUCUUGCGCAGAAAAUCAGCUUACCAGAAGUUGGUCUCGGUCUCCAACUUUCUUACUACGAAAAAUCGAUGGCCCGCCAAAACGAUGGUAGAUAGAAGGAGGGUGCUCAAACAUUUUUCUGUACGCUCACGAUCUAUAUUUAACAACUUUUAUUAUUGCCAAUUUUGAAAAAAUAAGAUUAAAUAUUGAAUUGCCGCCAACAUUAUAGAAAUAGGCGAGAAAUAAAUUUUAUUCUCUAAUUACAAAAAAAGAACGAGCUAUGGAUGUUAUUUUUAAAUAUUCUAAUUAUGCGUCCAAGCGGUCAGAAAAUAAACUCCAACACGUGUAAGACUCAUUUUGUAAUCAAAAGUAUUUUUUGUGUUCUCGUUCAUCUGAAAUCGGCUAUCAUAAACAUAUUUAACUUUUAAGGUUAUCAUAUUUAAUUAUAUAAUUAGAUAUUUUCUGAGGUUAAUUUGGGUUGGGUGCGAUUCCAUUGAAAGGCACCGUAUGUGUUGGUGGAAACUGGAUUUUUAUCUUGGUUAGUUUCUGGUCUAGAUAAAUAAAAGUUAAAUAUGUUUAUGAACAUUAAUUGUGUUGAAGUUAUAAUUUCUUAAUUCAUAAGAAGUGUUUCUAAUUAUUUGACCACCAUUGUGUGUAUC